CUCACCAUCAGCGCCGAGUGCCCCAUGAGGCUCGUGGACUUCCCCAUGGACGCCCACGCCUGCCCGCUCAAGUUUGGCAGCUACGCGUACCCCAAAACAGAGAUGGUUUACACAUGGACCAAAGGCCCCGGUCACUCUGUGGAGGUCCCCCCCGAGUCGUCCAGUCUGGUCCAGUAUGACCUCAUCGGACAGACCGUCUCCACGGAAACCAUCAAGUCCAUCACAGGCGAGUACGUGGUGAUGGCCGUGCACUUCCACCUGAAGAGGAAGAUGGGAUACUUCAUGAUCCAGACGUACAUCCCCUGCAUCAUGACCGUGAUCCUGUCCCAGGUCUCCUUCUGGAUCAACAAGGAGUCUGUGCCCGCCAGGACCGUGUUCGAGCUGGACAGAGACGACAGGGACGCCCCUGUCUCAGACGCCAACAAGAAGGAAAGAGACGUAGAGACUUCAACUCCUCACACCUGCACGUGGUUACCAUGA
Messenger RNA from Boleophthalmus pectinirostris (great blue-spotted mudskipper), 480 nucleotides. Its product is annotated as gamma-aminobutyric acid receptor subunit alpha-4-like. The record is from RefSeq and is a predicted model, not a curated record. Lineage: Eukaryota; Metazoa; Chordata; Actinopteri; Gobiiformes; Gobiidae. Bases 25 to 480 code for a protein of 151 amino acids. Gene Ontology annotation, molecular function: GABA-A receptor activity; transmitter-gated monoatomic ion channel activity involved in regulation of postsynaptic membrane potential; inhibitory extracellular ligand-gated monoatomic ion channel activity. Gene Ontology annotation, biological process: monoatomic ion transmembrane transport; regulation of postsynaptic membrane potential; nervous system process. Gene Ontology annotation, cellular component: postsynapse; GABA-A receptor complex; neuron projection. The transcript has 4 exons.